Molecule: messenger RNA, 1245 nt
Organism: Bombyx mandarina (wild silkworm)
Lineage: Eukaryota; Metazoa; Arthropoda; Insecta; Lepidoptera; Bombycidae
Gene: Ssl1
Product: general transcription factor IIH subunit 2 Ssl1
Biological process (GO): regulation of transcription by RNA polymerase II; nucleotide-excision repair; DNA-templated transcription
Cellular component (GO): transcription factor TFIIH core complex; transcription factor TFIIH holo complex
Molecular function (GO): zinc ion binding
Source: RefSeq, a predicted model, not a curated record
AUGGCUGAUGAAGAUGACCCUAAAGAGUAUCGAUGGGAAACUGGUUAUGAAAAAACUUGGGAGGCUAUUAAAGAAGAUGAAGAUGGAUUGGUUGAAAGCCUGGUGGCUGAAUUUGCCCAGAAAGCAGCACGUAAAGCAGCUGCUCCUCGUAAGGGUCCAGUCAGACUUGGCAUGAUGAGGCAUUUACUUUUAGCCAUAGAUUGUUCUGAGGCUAUGAGCUCCCAAGAUUUGAAACCUUCACGGUUUCUGUGCACAUUGAAGUUGCUCGAGAAAUUUGUUGAAGAGUUUUUUGACCAGAAUCCGCUCAGUCAGCUUGGUUUAAUAGCAAUGAAGAAUAAGAGAGCUGAGAAAAUAACUGACCUAUCUGGAAAUGUCCGGAAACAUAUUAAAGCCAUACAAGGUUUAUCCAACACUCCGCUGACUGGAGAGCCAUCAUUACAAAAUACGCUAGAGCUGGCUGGGCGAAUCUUAAGGCCUCUGCCUGGACACGCGUCAAGAGAAUUACUAGUGCUUUUCGCAUCCCUUACAACUUGUGAUCCAAGUGAUAUAAACACUACCAUAGAAACACUAAAAACAGAUGGAAUUAGAUGUUCUGUUAUUGGUCUAGCUGCUGAAGUGCGGAUUUGCAAAAAAAUGUGUCAAGACACUAAUGGAGAUUAUGGUGUGGUAUUAGACGAUUGUCACUACCAGUCACUGCUACUAGAGUACACGUCGCCGCCGCCCCGCGCCCGCUCGUUGGACGCGGGCCUGGUGAAGAUGGGCUUCCCGCAUUCAACGCCGCUCGAGGAACAAGCCGACCCAGGGGCUAAUGUCGAUCCACCUAUUACUGUUUGUAUGUGUCAUUUAGAGGAAGGCGAAGGUAUAGGCGGCGAGGGUCACCUGUGUCCGCAGUGCCGCUCCAAGUAUUGUUCGUUGCCAGCUCAAUGUCGCACCUGCGGCCUGACACUCGCAUCAGCACCACAUCUUGCAAGAUCAUACCAUCACCUGUUUCCAGUGGAACCGUAUGAAGAAUUAGAUAAUGAUGGCCAGGCGCAGUAUUGUUUUGGAUGCUUAAGAACCUUCACCGAUAUAGACAAGAAGAUACAUCGUUGUCCCCGAUGUAAAGAGUACUACUGCUGGGAGUGCGAGGGCGCGGUGACGGCCACGCUGCACGUGUGUCCCGGCUGCGCCACCAGACCUCAUUUGUACCAGCGGCUACCAAGCACGACCUCAUCGUAAUAAAUGAAUUAAUAAAUGAAUUAAUAA